UCAUAAAAAAACCAACUGAUGGCUGUCAAAAGUGCUUGUAACAGCUUAUACUGAAUAAAUAAUAUUGAAUUUGAAUAUAUGAUUAAUCUAUGGUCAUUGCAAUUUUUAAUAUUAUAUAAAUGUAUAUUUUAGGAUGGCGAGCUUCUGGAUGGCAAAACAAAACUGAGGAAAUGGCUAAACAUGAAUUUUAGAAUAGAAAUGACCGAUGGCCGGGUACUCAUUGGAGUUUUCCUUUGCACUGAUCGAGAUGCAAAUGUAAUUUUAGGUGCUUGCUCAGAAUAUCUCAAAAGCAGUGAAGGUGAGACAGAAGAGCCCCGAGUGCUUGGGUUAGUAAUGGUACCUGGUAGACAUAUUGUCUCCAUACAAAUUGAUGACACAACUCCUCCACAGAAAUACUAUUAUGAUGAAUAAUAUUAGUGCUGUGAUAAUUUGAUUUAUAUUAAAAUGUAAGGUUCCUCUAAAGCAAAAUAUAGUAUUUAUUUUUU
Diatraea saccharalis (sugarcane borer) is the source of this 485-nucleotide messenger RNA. The record is from the annotation of a GenBank genome assembly. Lineage: Eukaryota; Metazoa; Arthropoda; Insecta; Lepidoptera; Crambidae.